CCGAAACAAAGAUAACCCACCCGGACAAGCGACCAAGAAAAUCCCCCCAAUGGAUCAUCGCCUCGUGGCCCCCUUCCUCGUCCUCCUGGGCCUCCUCCUCUCCCCGCCGCCGGCAGCGGCGGCCGCGGGGGAGGAGGAGCCCCUGAUCCGGCAGGUCGUCGGGGGCGCCGACCCCCUCGACAACGACCUGGAGCUCGACUCGCAGUUCCUCGGCUUCGUGCAGCGGUUCGGGAAGACCUACAGGGACGCGGAGGAGCACGCGCACCGGCUCUCCGUCUUCAAGGCCAACCUCCGCCGCGCGCGCCGGCACCAGCUGCUCGACCCGUCGGCCGAGCACGGGGUCACCAAGUUCUCCGACCUCACCCCGGCCGAGUUCCGCCGGACCUUCCUGGGGCUCAAGACCACCCGCCGGUCGUUCCUGCGGGAGAUGGCCGGGUCGGCGCACGACGCGCCCGUCCUCCCCACCGACGGCCUCCCCGAGGACUUCGACUGGAGGGACCACGGCGCCGUCGGCCCCGUCAAGAACCAGGGUUCGUGCGGGUCGUGCUGGUCGUUCAGCGCGUCCGGGGCGUUGGAGGGGGCCAACUACCUGGCCACGGGCAAGAUGGAGGUGCUCUCCGAGCAGCAGCUGGUCGACUGCGACCAUGAGUGCGACCCAGCAGAACCUGAUUCAUGCGAUGCUGGAUGCAACGGUGGGUUGAUGACUUCAGCCUUCAGCUAUCUGUUGAAAUCUGGUGGCCUUGAGAGAGAAAAGGAUUACCCUUACACCGGGAAGGACGGUACCUGCAAAUUUGAGAAGUCCAAGAUUGCUGCCUCAGUUCAAAACUUCAGCGUUGUCGCUGUUGAUGAAGAACAGAUUGCUGCUAACCUUGUGAAAUAUGGACCGCUGGCCAUCGGUAUCAACGCUGCAUACAUGCAGACAUACAUCGGCGGAGUGUCAUGCCCAUACAUCUGCGGCAGGCACCUCGACCACGGUGUCCUUCUCGUCGGCUACGGGGCGUCCGGCUUCGCGCCUUCCCGCUUCAAGGAGAAGCCCUACUGGAUCAUCAAGAACUCAUGGGGCGAGAACUGGGGGGACAAGGGUUACUACAAGAUCUGCAGGGGCUCCAACGUGCGAAACAAGUGCGGCGUCGACUCCAUGGUCUCCACGGUGUCCGCCACGCACGCCUCGAAGGAGGAGUAGGCUCUGUUCUGAUGUGAUCGGCAGCCCUCCUGGAGUCGAUCUUGGUUUCGGUGUAUCGCUAGAAAGAAACUUUAAUACCUAGUAGUCGGCUAGGCUCCAUCGUCGUUGUGGUAUCAGCAGCGAAGAUGCGAAGCCGCAACAGAAUGCUUGCUGUAUAACUUGUGCAUUUGCUAAAUUUGCUACGCCAUGCAUGUCUGCCACACGCUAUUUGGAUGUGGCUAAAGAACUCCUGAAUAAUUCUGUACAUAAUAUGUAUUGCUUUCAUUA
Aegilops tauschii subsp. strangulata is the source of this 1450-nucleotide messenger RNA. Its product is annotated as cysteine proteinase 1. Gene Ontology annotation, biological process: proteolysis. The record is from RefSeq and is a predicted model, not a curated record. Gene Ontology annotation, molecular function: cysteine-type peptidase activity. NCBI's taxonomy places the organism in Eukaryota, Viridiplantae, Streptophyta, Magnoliopsida, Poales, Poaceae.